This is a messenger RNA of Rhipicephalus microplus (southern cattle tick), 939 nucleotides long. Its product is annotated as pancreatic triacylglycerol lipase. Gene Ontology annotation, biological process: lipid catabolic process. Lineage: Eukaryota; Metazoa; Arthropoda; Arachnida; Ixodida; Ixodidae. The record is from RefSeq and is a predicted model, not a curated record. Gene Ontology annotation, molecular function: lipase activity.
AUGGCCUCCGAGACUGCGCGCAACCUGUCGGUGUGCGAGCUCGGAGCCGGCGUUCGACACCCCUUCAACGCCGUUCUCACUCCAGAUGGUGAUGUCAUCUGCGUAGAAGGCAUGGCCGAGGCCAUUGAUCGUGCCGAGUUCACGCGACAGGAGCUGAAAGACCGGUUUCUUGUUCGAGGUGACUACAAUAUCAUCAUGGUAGACUGGGGCCGCAAGUCUCAAGACCUCUACGGCCGUGUGGUGAACCUGGUUGUUCCGGAGGUGGGACAGCAGCUGGCAGCCUUCAUUCAUGUCGUGCAGAACAUAACGGGGGCUAGCUGGAACAGCUUUCACCUGAUUGGCUGCAGCAUAGGAGCCCACGUCGCUGGCUUUGCCGGGAAGUAUCUCAACGGCCAAAUCGGACGUAUAACUGGCCUGGAUCCCGCCUCACCACGCUACAAGAAUCUUCCUCCGCAAAAAAGGCUGUCACGGACGGAUGCCCAGUUCGUGGAUGUCAUUCAUACAGACAUCUAUGGUGUGGUGCCAUUCGGAGGCUUCGGACUGAAGGAGCCGAUCGGCCACAUCGACUUCUUUCCCAACGGCGGUGACAGACAGCCAAACUGCUCCAGGGCGGAUCUUUUGUGCGAGCAUUUGCGCUCGUACGAUUACUACAUGGAGACGAUUGUGACAGCCGCACCUUGCGUCAUGGUGGGCUUCGUCUGUGCGGAUUGGUCUUCCUUUGUGGCUGGUCGCUGCACUGACUGCGGGGCACGCAACGACCUUUGCGUGCGGUUCGGAGAGCCCGCAGACCAACACCGGGAGCUACUGAGUGACACUUCACGGUCGCUGCUCGUAUACCUGCGUACAGCCGGCUACUACCCGUACUGCGUUUACCACUACGAGGUGAGGUUGGAGGUGAUAGCUGAUGUGGCCAGGCGGUACAGCCUGCACAACUCGUCG